This is a messenger RNA of Necator americanus (New World hookworm), 1266 nucleotides long. RefSeq lists its product as uncharacterized. The transcript is spliced from 9 exons. Lineage: Eukaryota; Metazoa; Nematoda; Chromadorea; Rhabditida; Ancylostomatidae. The record is from RefSeq and is a predicted model, not a curated record. Gene Ontology annotation, molecular function: DNA binding. The coding region runs from base 1 to 1266 and encodes 421 amino acids.
AUGAACUCUGGCGAAGCAGACGGUCCGGCAUGUCCAGUUGCAAUCCAUCCGUACGGCAUGACAUCCGGAGCGCUCACUAUGAGUAGCAUCGGCUCAGGUGCUCUUCAGAUGGGUUCAAUCUCCUCGACUACGGCUCUAGGCUCGGCUGUGGGCCUGCCGACGGGCUUGACACUCGGCAAUUUCGAUAUCAGCAACACGUGGUGUCAGUUUCCUAGCUAUCAUGAAAUUAGACCCAUUGAACAUGGUAACUAUGAUUCAGAGAUUCCCACUAUAAACUAUCAGGACAUCCCCUCAGCGCAAAAGUAUGAGCCGCUAAAGUACGAUUAUGUCGACAUCAGAAAUAAACAGUACGAAGAACAACGCUUAUACCACAAGGAGCCGGACAGAAUUGUAAAGGAUGAAGAAGUGAAGUUCGAGCAACAGGAGGAAAGAUGCGACAACAGAGAUGGUGCUGCACCCGCAAAACGUGGAAGGCCCACAGAAAAUCCUUGUUGGGGAACAAACCCUUCCAUCUCUGCGGAGGAAGAUCUCGAGCGGAAUACUGUAGAUGUCUGGAUGAGUGAAGGGCGUAGUAGCGAUCCUCUCGUCAGUGCGAUAUCCAAUCCGGAGCUUUCGCGCAUGACGGUUGUCAAGUCCGCGUGUGCCACGAACAUGACGAAACACCUUGAACGCCAUCAUCAGCAAGACUAUCAGCAGCUAAUCGUACAAAUAAAACAGUACAGGCAACAAAAAGGCCCAGUGACAAGCGGAGUGAGCACACCAGACACAAAUCAGCAGUCCUGCAUACUGUCCACGAACCACUACGUUAAAUCGGAAAACUAUGCCCAGCAACUCUAUAACCAGUUUGAUCGAGAUGAUGUGCUCAGAAAUUGUUCUGGCUACGAUAGAAAUGACCCCUCGCUGGCCUGGCAACGUGGACAGUGGAAUCAGUGGUCGUCUUCGCACGACGCAUCCACUUCAAGCCUUGAUAUGAAUGGAGUUUUGCAUGGAUGCUUAGGUUCUUCAUCCAACGCAUGGGGUACAACAAAUCCAGGAACGUCUGGAGUUGUAGAGAAACCAUACAUGAAGAGGAACAGGAAAACCGAGCACCCUGUCUGGGAGUAUUUCAAGCGAACAGCCGAUGGAAAUGCUCAGUGCGGAAUCUGUACCGGUGUCGUCAAAAGCCCAUGUUCGUCGAACUUCAUGCGACAUCUUAUGCGGCAUCACUCCACGGAAUAUAACGAUGUUUACGUGAAAUGGGUGCAAAAGCGAGGGCCAAAUAAGUAA